AUGGAGACACUGGCUGCGCUGGCAGAGAUCGAGGCGGUGUCGCCGAUGGCGCGGAUCGAGGCGUUGGCCGAGGCGCACCAUCUGCGGGUGUGGCGGGCGGCUGAUGAGAGCAUGGUCUCGCUCAAGUACACCAGCGAGACCAAGCUGACGAGUACAAUGGCGCGCGAGUGCCAGUGCGAGCGGCUGGAGGGUUGCUGCCCGGCCGAUGGACAAGUUCUCAACGCCGGCGAGCCGGAUGGCGCGGCCGAGGCGGCGGCCUUUGACUGGCCGUCGGCUCGGGCGUACACCAAGGCCGAUGGCACGUGCAUGCUGCUCUACUACCGAGCAUCGAUGGAGGCGUGGCAGGUGGCGACACUCGGGUGCGGCGAUGGCAGCAAUGCGGUGACGCGGAGUGUGGCGGACAAGACUUGCGGCAAGGCAAGCGGGGCAGUCGAGACAGCGAUGCCGGCGUCGGUGAGCACGGCCGGCACCUUUGCCGACCUGUUCUGGGCUGUCUUCCACGACGUCGAGGGCUAUGCACUGCCGGACGACCGGUCGGUGACGUACGUGUUCGAGCUCACUUCGCCGCGGAACCGCGUGGUUGUUGUCCACGAUACAGCGGCGCUGGAGCUGGUGGCGAUGCGGGAGACGGCGAGCGGCGAUGAACUGCGGCUGGAUGCUCCGCAAGGCGACAGUGCGGCAUCUGCGCUGGCAACGCUCCGGUCCGAGUUUGUAGGCGUGAGCCCGCUGCGGUUCGAGGGCUACGUGGUGGUCGACGCGGCGUGGCGGCGGCUCAAGGUCAAGCAUCCCGGUUAUGUGGCCAUCCAUCACCUGGACAACCGAUUUGAUGUCCGCAACGUGACCAACGUCAUCCGAUCGGGUGAGUCGAGGGAGUUCCUCACGUACUUUCCUGACUAUGCACCGCUCUUUGACGACAUUGCGGCACGGUUUGAGCGCCUCGCGGCACAGCUUGCGGCCGAGGCCGAGGCGCUGGCAAACGUGGGCGCGGGCAAGGCGGCUUCGCGGAUGCGGGCCACAUCGGUGCUGCCUGAAGCGCUGGCGCUCGUGGCCAGCGGGGCGACAAAGGUCCGCGGCGCUCUGGCGCAGAUUGAGCUCAAGGCGCUGCUCGGCGCGCUGCGGCUGAAGGACGUCAAGGCCAAGUCAGGCAAGCGCAGGGCGGCUCGAAAGCGGGCGCGCAAGGCGGCUGCGGCCGCAGGAGCUGCGACGCCAUGUGGCGGUGGAAGCGACGAGGGUGCAGGCUUGGGCGAUGGCUGGAUGGCGGCGGCAAGCCGGUGGCGCCACGGCUCGCCCGACUCGACCGACGUCGACGUGGUUUAUGUGGUGCCAGCAGGGGUGGCGCUUCCGAGCUCGAGCGAGCUGAUCGAGUUUGUGAGGAGAGGCAAGGAAGCCGGCGAAGAUCGCAACGUGGUGCAGCUCGAUGCGAGCGGGCAGGUAGCGUUUACGCUCAAGGGUGAGGCUGACGAGGUCAACAACGCGCUGGUAGCAACUGUAGGGCUGCAUGCCAGCAACGCCGGGCGCACAUGCCCGAUUGCGGGCGUCCGGCGGCGGCGGGUGCUGCAAAAGGCGCUCAAUGUGAGCUCUGCACUGGCGGGUAUUGUGGCACACGCGACGAGCGACGAGGAGUUGCGGGGCGCGUGUAAGAAGGUGCUCCGCAAUCGCGAUGGGCGGGCGCGGUUUGCCGGCCUGGCGCGGGUGCUGGGCGGAGCGAGAGCGGAGCAUGUGUGUGCCACCAUUGACGUCGACGCGCGCAAGGCCGUGGCGAUGCAGCUUGGCCUCGCGGUCCUGCUCUCCCGCGGCAUCGAGGUGUACACCAAGGGCGAGGUGGCGGCGGCGCUGCCGGGCCUCGCGCCGCUGCUGGGGCGGGCGGCGGAGCCUGGGGCGGACGCUGUGGGCGCGCUGGGCGAUGCCAUCGACGAGUGGGCGAGCGGCAUGGCCGGACUGCAGUGGAAGAAGGUCAAGGGCGGAUGGAUCGAGGUACGGGAAGGGCGAGCCGAAGGCGGAGGCAUGGCUGUGGGUGCGGUGGCCGCCGAGGUGCGCGAGGCCGGCAAAGGUGGACUGCGGGUGCGCAGCAAGGAGUGGCGUGUGGCGUAUGAGGGCAUGAGGUAAAGAUGCACGACAGAAGGAGGGGCGGUGGUGUGUGAGAGAUGGUGGGCGCCUUGGCGAGGACCUGGAUGUUGUUCAA
Thecamonas trahens ATCC 50062 is the source of this 2182-nucleotide messenger RNA. RefSeq lists its product as uncharacterized. Lineage: Eukaryota; Apusomonadida; Apusomonadidae. The transcript has 3 exons. The record is from RefSeq and is a predicted model, not a curated record. Bases 1 to 2106 code for a protein of 701 amino acids.